AGAUGGAUGCUGAUAUUUUAAUUUUGCUACAGAUAUGAAGAAUGGUUUCUAUGAGCGCUUUGAGUCUGAACUUCAAGGUCAGAGGAAUACUUACUAUGUUGGUGGGCUUAUGGCAUUUGAGCUUACAGAGAGGAAUUCUUUCUAUGCAAUGGCCCUAAUCUGCAAGCACUUUGCAAAUAACAAUCCUUCACCAGUAUUUCCAUAUGUUAAGAAUUUAUUUCCAUUGCAAUCAGAUUGUGGGAAUAGGAAUCCCAAAGAAUUAGGUGAACAUUCUGGAGUGGAAUUCCCUAAUCUGUCUACACUUGAUGGCUAUUUGAAGCACUGGGGAACUCAUGGAAUCACUCAAAGCAAAAUACUUUAUACUUGGAUCAAUGAAGACGGGGCAGCAGUAGGCCAAAGGACAUAUGCAGAACUUCAUGCUAAUGCAUCUUUUAUAGCUCAAAAGAUCUUGACGAGCAGAAAACCGGUCAUCAAGCCUGGUGACAGGGUUCUACUAGUCUAUGUUCCAGGUCUGGACUUCAUUGAUGCAUUUUUUGGUUGCUUAAGAGCAAAGGUGUUACCAGUUCCAGUUCUUCCUCCAGAUCCUCUACAAAGAAGCGGACAAGCACUUUUGAAGAUUGAAAAUAUUGCCAAAUCAUGUGGAGCAGUGGCAAUUUUAUCAACUAUUGUCUAUCACUCUGCAGUUCGGGCUGGUUUGGUGAAGAAUCUUAUCUCAUUGAUAAGGAAGAUUGACAAAUCUUCUACGAAAUGGCAUAACCUUGAUUGGUUGCACACAGAUUCAUGGAUCAAGAACUUCAAGAAAGUACUUCCAAAUGACACAGUUGAUCAAUGCGAACCUCAGCCAAAUGAUCUAUGCUUUCUGCAAUUCACAUCUGGGUCCACUGGUGAUGCUAAAGGGGUUAUGAUUACUCAUGGUGGGCUCGUUCAUAAUGUGAAGUUGAUGCGUCGGAGAUACAAGAGCACCUCAAAGACAGUUUUAGUCAGUUGGCUUCCUCAAUACCAUGACAUGGGGCUAAUUGGGGGACUCUUUACUACUAUGGUUAGUGGUGGAUCGGCAAUACUCUUUUCCCCAAUUACAUUCAUCAGAAACCCCCUUACGUGGCUUCAGACCAUAAGCAAAUACCACGCAACUCACAGUGCUGGACCCAAUUUUGCUUUUGAGCUAGUGGUUCGAAGACUAGAGUCUGACAAGGAUAAGGUUUGGAACUAUGACCUUUCUUCCCUUAUUUUCCUAAUGGUUGCUGCUGAACCAGUAAGGCAGAGAACUCUGAAAAGAUUUAUUGAGCUCACUCAUCCGUUUGGCCUUUCUCAAGAGGUGAUGGCACCUGGUUAUGGCUUGGCUGAAAAUUGUGUCUUUGUCAGUUGUGCAAAUGGAGAAGGGAAGCCCAUCUUGGUUGAUUGGGAGCGAAGAGUUUGUUGUGGUUAUGUUGAUCCAGACAAUCAAGAUGUUGACAUCCAAAUAAUUGAUCCAGAGACUGGUUUAGAGCUUGAAGAAGCAGGCAAAGAAGGAGAGAUAUGGAUUAGUAGUCCAAGUUCCGGCAUUGGGUAUUGGGGUAGGGAGGAAUAUAGCCAUCAAACUUUUAGAAAUGAGCUUAAAAAUCACUCUGGAAGAAAAUACACUAGAACUGGAGACUUGGGACGAAUAAUUGAUGGGAAGUUGUUUAUCACUGGAAGAAUCAAGGAUCUAAUAAUUGUAGCAGCAAGAAAUAUUUACUCAGCGGAUGUAGAAAAGACGGUUGAGAGCUCAUCCAAACUUUUACGGCCUGGUUGUUGUGCUGUCAUUGGUGUUCCAGAGGAAGUCCUGUCAGAGAAAGGAAUUUCAGUUCCAGAUGGUUCUGACCAUGUUGGCCUUGUUGUAAUUGCAGAAGUUAGAGAUGGAAAACCUGUCGAUAAGGACGUCAUUGAACAAAUCAAAACACGUGUUACAGAAGAACAUGGUGUUAAUGUAGCUGCCAUAAAACUGAUCAAGCCCAAGACUAUUUGUAAAACAACAUCAGGAAAGAUCAAGAGAUUUGAAUGCUUUAAACAAUUUACAGAGGGAACUUUGAACGUAGUCCCAGAACCAGUCUUUUCAAAGAGAGUUUUGGUCCGUUCAUUCACUACUGGGACUUGUGCAGAAGGAAGAAUACCUCGUCAGCUUCUGAGUUCUCCUUUACCGAGUCCAAGAUUGAGAAAUAAGGACAUCGUAGAAUUUCUGAAAGGCCUGGUCUCUGAGCUAACCGGGAUCCCCACCAAGAAUAUUUCUGCCACUGAGAGCCUUGUCUCAUAUGGAAUUGAUUCAAUUGGAGUUGUUGGAGCAGCUCAAAAACUUUCAGAUUUUCUAGGCGUGCCAGUUGGAGCAGUGGAUAUCUUCACUGCAACCUGCAUUGCAGACUUGGCAAACUUCUCAGAGAAUCUCGUAGCGAGGUCUAAACCUGAACUUAAUACAACUUUAUCCCUUCUUCCUGAACCUGAUGUCGAUUCUGAUGAGUUUCUUGUGGAAGUAUCCAUAUAUCGCCAAGCAGGCAUCUGGUUUUUACAGUUUCUGGCUCUUAUUUUUGUGUCUAUCAUGUUGAGUGUGCCUGCAUAUUUAUCAGUUUCUGCAUUCAUGACUUUCACCUCACAGAGCUAUACAACAAUAGAUGGAAUUCAGUGGCUGGCUUAUUUGAUAUAUUUGGCCUUUGCACCACUUUUUUGGGUCCUCUGCAUAGCUUUAACUUGCAUAUGCAUUGCUCUCUUUGGAAAUCCUUUCUUGAGACCAAACUAUGCCCUCAUUCAUGACAUUUCCAUUUGGUCAAUUGAUUUUGUUAAGUGGUGGGCACUUUACAAGGUACAACAAAUAGCUUCAAAAGUUCUUGCAGAGCAUCUGAGAGGAACAGUGUUUUUAAAUUACUGGUUUGAGAUGCUUGGAGCAAGAAUUGGGUCAUCAGUUUUGCUAGAUACCGUUGACAUUACAGACCCAUCUUUAGUUGCAAUUGGGGAUGGAGCUGUGGUCGCAGAAGGGGCACUAAUUCAAAGCCAUGAAGUGAAGAAUGGAAUACUGAGCUUGCAGUCCAUUAGAAUUGGCCGGAAUUCAUCAGUUGGACCUUAUGCAGUGAUCCAAAAGGGAAGUGUAUUGGGAGAAGAAGCUGAAGUAUUGCCUCUGCAAAAGAGUGAAGGAGGCACACCUGUCAUCAGAUCGGCCAAGGCUAACAGUGUUCAAAAAGGUACAGAGCUGUCAAAUGCUACGCCAAAUAAGACAAUGUCCCACUUCAUUGGCAUCUACCUGGUCGGUUUCCUCGGCAGUUUCUCCGCAGCCAUUUUCUACUUUCUAUACAUUUGGCUCUCUAAAAGUCCCCCUUCUCUUCAACACUUCGCCUUUGUUUGCAUAUCGGGAGCCUUACAUUGGAUUCCUUUCACACUUAUUGCAUAUGUUACCAUGUUUUCUAGCGUCACUUUGAAUCCAGCAAGCCUUGCCAUCUCAGUUGCCAUAACUUACUUAGCUCAUGGCCUAACACUCAGUUUCCUUACAUGCACUUUGACCCGUCUUCUUACUGAGAAAGAACAGUCAAAGCCAUCUCAUAUCAAGAUAUUCCUUAGGCACCGAAUUACCAUUGCCUGCCACCUUAGAUUUGCCAAGCUUCUCUCCGGAACAGAAGCUUUUUGUGUGUACUUACAGCUUUUGGGUGCAAAGGUUGGGCUGCAUUGUUCAAUCAGAGCUAUCAACCCAGUUUCAGAACCGGAGCUGGUCAAAAUCGGUGCUGGUGUUCAUCUUGGUGACUUUAGCAGAAUCAUCACUGGAUUCUACUCCCGCAGUGGUUUUAUUCGCAGGAAAGUUGAGGUGCAAGAUAAUUCAGUUGUCGGGAGUCAAAGCCUAGUCCUCCCUGGCUCAUUAAUUGAAAAGAAUGUAAUUCUUGGUGCACUUUCAGUGGCACCAGAAAACUCAGUCCUACAAAGAGGUGGUGUUUAUGUUGGAUCUCAUACUCCAAUCAUGUCCAAGAACACCCAGCAUGCUUUGGAUGACCGAAUAGAAGAAAUGGACAUGAAAUAUAAGAAAAUAGUAGGAAAUCUUGCUGCAAGUUUAGCUGCUACUACUUUGAAGGUUAAAUCAAGAUAUUUUCAUCGAAUUGGUGUAGGAGGGAAUGGCAUCUUGAAGAUAUAUGACAAGAUUGAAGGCUUUCCAAAUCACAACAUUUUCCAUCCUGGAAAGUCCUAUCGUGUCGUAGUUAGACAUAGCAAUAGCUUGAGUGCUGAUGAUGAUGCAAGGAUAGAUGCUCGAGGUGCUGCAGUGAGAAUACUUUCAGAUGAGGUUGAUAACACCCCACUUCUUGACUUGACACUUAAAACUGGAAAGGCGUUCUACGCACGGACUAUAGCCGAUUUUGCAACAUGGCUUGUGUGUGGACUUGCUGCGAGAGAAGAGCAUGUGAAGCGAGUCCCACAUGUCCGCGAUGCAGUGUGGAUGUCCCUUCGCCAAGCUAACUCAUAUGCAGAGCUGCAUUACUACUCAAAUUUUGUUAGGCUUCUUCGGUUCUCAGGCGGAGAGGAAAGGUAUGUGAAAUUCAAGUUGAGACCUUAUGAUGAGAGUAUUAAUGAGGAUUCUGGUAAGGUGGAACCUACUGGGAUUCUCCCACCAGAAACAGGUGCAAUUCCAAGGGAUGAAGAAGACACCCGGCCCUUACUUUUCCUUGCAGAAGAUUUCCAGCGCCGCGUAAAGUCUGGGGGUGUUCGCUACAUCUUCCAACUACAAAUCCGGCCAGUUCCACAGGAUGAAGCCACACGUGACACUGCACUUGACUGCACUAAACCAUGGGAUGAGAUUGAGUUCCCAUAUAUCAAUGUGGGUGAGAUUAAUAUUCAACAAAAUCUCACCAUGGAAGAAGCAGAAGCGCUAAAGUUUAAUCCUUUUGUCAGAUGCCAUGAGGUAGAUGUCAUCCGAGCUUCAACAUCCUCUCAGAGUGCUUCUAUUGAUCAUGGUCGUUCUCUUAUCUAUGAGAUUUGCCAGCGCUUGCGAAAUAAGGAAACGCUUCCUGAGGCCUGGAGAAUCUUCCUGGAACAAUCUGACGUAAAAGUAAACCUUUCAGGCUGUCCAACGGCGGCAGUAUUAGAGAAAAAGGACACAGGGAAAGUGACCGUUGAAAGAAAAUGGUAUCAAACCUCAUGGGCAAUUUUUGUUCAACCAUUAUUACAAACUGUGCUUCCUUAUUUCCUUCUGGGAUUAGCAGUCUCUGCACCUUUAAGUUGUGUUCUUCACAUAAAGGAGUCAAAAAUAAUCCCACUGCAUUGGUUGCUUCCAAUGCUUUGGGUUUCUUCAGGACUUGUAGCUGCAUCAACUUGUGUUGUGGCCAAAUGGGUUCUUGUGGGAAAGAAGAAUGAAGGUGAAACCGUACAGAUUUGGAGUAAAAGGGUCUUCGCGGACACCAUCUGGCAAGCUUUUAGAACACUGGUUGAGGAUUAUUUCAUGGCAAUGACUAGUGGGUCUAUUUUAUAUGUGCUAUGGAUGAAGUUAAUGGGCUCAGUUAUUGAACUGGACCAAGGGAUUUACGUGGAUAGCAUGGGAGCUUUAUUGAAUCCUGAAAUGGUGGAGAUUGACAGAGGAGGAUGUGUAGGAAGACAGGUUCUGCUGUUUGGACACAUAUAUGAAGGUGAAAAUGGCAUAGUUAAGUUUGGGAAAAUCAGAAUUGGAGAAGGCGGGUUUAUAGGAAGCAGAGCAGUGGUUAUGCCUGGGGUCAGAGUGGAGAGUGGAGGGAGUCUAAGUGCUGUCUCCCUUGCCAUGAAAGAAGAGAUUGUUAAGUCAAGAUAGGUGGCUAAUUGUCACUUUGUUUUAUGACACAAGCAAUUCACCUUCUCAG
This is a messenger RNA of Durio zibethinus, 5810 nucleotides long. RefSeq lists its product as uncharacterized. Lineage: Eukaryota; Viridiplantae; Streptophyta; Magnoliopsida; Malvales; Malvaceae. Gene Ontology annotation, molecular function: heme binding. The record is from RefSeq and is a predicted model, not a curated record. Gene Ontology annotation, biological process: lipid biosynthetic process.